UUUUUUAUAAAUUUUUCAUUGAAACCUGAUAAUGUUUAACAGUAAUUAAAAUCAAAUUCAAUAUCAGUAAUACAUAAAUUAAUUUUAAUUAUUAUUAUAUAUUGGUUGGUGGUUAGUUUAAAAACGAAAGCUUACAAUCAAAAAAAGAUUUCAAUUUGAUUAUAACCUCAAAAACUUGACAGAUUUUGUAGAACGAAAUGGGUGGUUGGAAAUUGGAGGUGGCCAAAAUGGCUUUGUACGUAACCUUUCCUGUUUGUCUUUUCCAUUACUUCAAUCAACCAGAAUAUUUUGAAGAGUGGGUAGUAAAAACAAAAAGAGAACUAUAUCCUCCUGAAAAUUUACAAAAGCGGAAAGAGUAUGAGGAUGCCUUGAGAAAAAUUAAGGAAAAACAAGAACGAACAGUAGUUGCUCAGUUGGAAGAAAAAAAUUAGUUUUGUUGUUUUGACUGUAUAUAUUGUAAGUAAUUUUGUAAUAAAUAGUGUUGUUGACUUAAUAAUUUCUGUAAUUAUUGGGAUACUAUAAAUAUAUUUCUUGAAUAUUUUA
This is a messenger RNA of Aethina tumida (small hive beetle), 543 nucleotides long. RefSeq names its product protein PET100 homolog, mitochondrial. The coding region runs from base 198 to 431 and encodes 77 amino acids. Gene Ontology annotation, cellular component: mitochondrial inner membrane; mitochondrion. Gene Ontology annotation, biological process: mitochondrial respiratory chain complex IV assembly. The record is from RefSeq and is a predicted model, not a curated record. The transcript has 2 exons. NCBI's taxonomy places the organism in Eukaryota, Metazoa, Arthropoda, Insecta, Coleoptera, Nitidulidae.